UUACAUCGAUCACCGACAAACACCAAUUCUCCCAUCCGUGGUGAUCUUCCAUUUCGCUGUCCCCUGGGACUAACAGUCCCAUCCUCUGGACUUGCAGCAACAUCACGAGAACUAGUUCACGAUCACGACGACGAAUCCUGGAGUUGAGCCUCAUCCCUAGCCGAGGCGUGUUGGGUUUUGAGCGAGCGGAGCGUACGAUUCUUUGGGCGAAAAGACCGAGCCGACAAACCGUGUUGUGAAAGAGUUCCACAUUACAAGGAUAGCCGUUUCGAAACCCGACAUCCGACUUGAUCGACCACAGACUGAAGAUGGAGGACGCCGCAGAGACCCGUACCAAGGAUGGCUUCAAGGAACUGGCUGAGAAGCCCACCGGUGGAGGCACUGGCUUGGGAGAGGAUGCCCCCGUAGAGCAAGAAAGCGGAACUGCGACCACUGGUACAACAGCUGCUGCAACAGAGACUGCCAAGGGCAAAGACGACGGCAGGCCGGGAACCAAUUCAGGACAGAACGGCGGCUUAGGGGGUAGUGGCGGCGGCCAGCCGACAACAUACGUCGAAUUCCCCAGGGGCGAAGACUACGUUCCCGUCUUUUACAUCAGUGAAGGCACUGCAGCCAUCAAGUACAGCACCAACGACAUCACUCUGAAGAACAUUUACUGGCAAACAACCGGCUCAGGUGGCGAUUACAUUGCCAAUGCCACUUACAAGUCGGGGGAUGAAAACCCCGAAUUAACCACUGGAUUUCAAGAAGUCACCGACGAUCAACUUACACUCUUGCUUGAUGAGGCCCUUCUGAAGGCGUACUUUGACCAGACCAUGGAGAUUCUGGUUGACUGGGAGUCCGAAGACAAGAAGUUUACCGGCAACACUCGUUCGCUCUACUUCAGUGUCAGCAACAAAUCCCAAACCGACACAACGUUGCAGGAGAAAAUAGUGGCCUCGGCUAGUAGCGAGGCAUCUCUCGAGACGACAACCGCGGCGACAGCCACCUCCUCUGCUUCAGCAACCGAUUCUGCUUCAAGCUCUGGUGGAGGAGGUGGUGGACUAUCCACUGGUGCAAAGGCAGGUAUUGCUGUGGGCGCUGUCAUUGGUGGUCUCUUGAUCAUUGGUGCACUGGCCUUCUUCCUCCUCCGCCGACGUCGUCGCAGCAAGCAGCUCGGCGAGGAUUACACCUCUCAGCAAGCGUACACUGUGGACAAGGAGACUCACGGCCGUGCUACCGAUUCACCCAACUCUCCCUACUCAGACGAGAACCAAGUUCAGCCUGUUGCACUCCAGAACAUCACCCACGACCACGAGGAGCAGACGGCCCGCGGAACUCCUACACCGAACAACCUCCCUCGCACAUCCACCGGUUCCCGCAACGCUACACCCCAGGGCAUGUCAUCCAAUGUGGCUCACCUGGUCGAGGAUGGUAUGACAGCCGAGGAGAUUCGGAGGCUGGAGGAAGAGGAACGAGAGCUGGACGACGAGAUCGAGCGUGCUGCAAGACGGUAGUGCCGCCUCGCUUUGCUUCGCCUGGGCAAGGCCGUCUGUUGCCUGUCGACCAGAGAAGUCGAGGGGCACCAUGUUUCUGCGCGUCAUUGGGCUUGGAGUUCUGGAUCGUCACUUUUAUCAUUCUCUUCACUGUCUCUUGUCGGGUCGGCCACUCAUGUACCCUGCUUGAUUCAUUCGUCGUCAUCGUAGCGUUGCCACACGUGCCUCAUGCCUCAUCCAUGAGGCGCCCCUGAAUGGCUAGCUGGUUAUGUGUUUGGAGAAAUACCAUGGAUGUUCUGCGAGAUGAUGAAGGGUAAAAAAUCUAUCAGCUCGUUUGGAUGUAUAUUGAUGUAGCGUUAAGAAGUAUGGACUCAAGUUAUGAGGGUAAUAUUACACUUUGGAUUCACUAAUUCCAUCUUCCUGUCAUGUGAU
Messenger RNA from Fusarium vanettenii 77-13-4, 1907 nucleotides. RefSeq lists its product as uncharacterized. Bases 309 to 1496 code for a protein of 395 amino acids. The transcript has 2 exons. NCBI's taxonomy places the organism in Eukaryota, Fungi, Ascomycota, Sordariomycetes, Hypocreales, Nectriaceae. The record is from RefSeq and is a predicted model, not a curated record.